Aphanomyces invadans is the source of this 1405-nucleotide messenger RNA. RefSeq lists its product as hypothetical. NCBI's taxonomy places the organism in Eukaryota, Oomycota, Saprolegniomycetes, Saprolegniales, Verrucalvaceae. The record is from RefSeq and is a predicted model, not a curated record. The transcript has a single exon. The coding region runs from base 23 to 1279 and encodes 418 amino acids.
AUUUCGCAGGACGUGGGGCAUCAUGGAGCACAAGGACAGUGACCGCGCCGCGGCGAAGGAGCAACAGGGAAACGACGACGAACAAAAGAAACCUUCGACGACGAUCCAGCGAACGGGAGUUCCCCGGUCGAUGCUCGAAGGUGCCGAGGACGAUAAAAUCGAGUUCCGAUCGAUCGCGGCCAUGUCGGCCGCGACGCCUCCCACCUUCGGUCGGACCUUCGGGCACAUGCACAGUCAGGGGCUGAGUCUGCCUACCCCAUUCACCAUGCGUAAGCCAACAAUGACUAAAGCACCGCAGGGGACGGCCGUCCCUGCCCCAUCCACAAUUCCCAUGAUUGAUUCGACAAAUUACUCGAACGUGACGGUCAAACCUCUCCCUGCCGCACCGUUCCGCCUCGAAUUGCACUCGCAUUUCCACGUCAAAGACUCGUCAGCCCAGCGUGUGUGCGUCGUCAUCGGUCAAAAGUUAUUGGACCUUGGCACAGACUUUGUGUUCAAGGCGCAAAAGGGCAAGUGGAAGGUCUCCAAGAUCAACGGGUCGAGCAUGGUCGAGUUCAAAGUUGUGCUCUACAGUACUAGCGACACCGAACACGUCGUUGAGUUCCAACGCCGACAAGGCGACAUCAUCAGCAUGAUGAACCUGUACGCUGACGUCGUACAAGCAUGCAAGAAGCAGCAGCUCCUAACUAGUGAAGGCGCAUUGAAGCCGCUCAAACACAAGCGAUCGGUGCCAUCGCCAACAUCCCCACCCUCGUCCCCUCCUCCUUCUUCCGCCGCCGAGAUGAAGGACUCGGUCCAAAGCAUCCAAAAUAUGAUGUCGAGCAAGCACCACGACGUGCAGGUCCAAGGGAUCCUCGCCAGCAUUUCCCUGUCGUCGAUUACGUCAACAUACCGGGACAUCAUGGCCCCUUUGGUACCUGUCUUGGUUAGCCUGGCUCAUUCUUCAGUCGACCAAGUCAAGCGCUGUGCAUCCUUCGCCCUCGCUCGCCUCUGCGACGAUCCCGAAUGCCGGCGAGCAUUCAUGAACUCGGAUGGGUGGCAACUCGUUGUCAAGCUGGCGGCCGGUGGUCCGGAUGUGUCGGUCGACUGCCAGCGGGAGAGCCUGCAUGUACUUGAAAUCCUGUGUCCACUUUACUCGCACGAGCUGUCGAAGGCCGACGGAGCGGCGGGGGUGCUGAGCCUCCUUCAGGACUGGCAGUCCAUUCAAGACCCGCGACUCAAGAAGCAUGCGUGUGGCGCCCACCGGGCACUCAAAGCUGCUGGCAUGAUUGCACAGUAAUUUACCAUGUUUGCAUGGAACGCGUAUCAACCGACCAACGUCCCCUUUUCCAGUGGUAGAAAAGAGAUUGCAGGGGUAACUUAGAUCCAUAGCACGAAUUGCAUCGACUUCUCUACACCUCCUUCC